AUGACAGGAAACAAAAGACCAUUUAAAGUAAUAGAAAUGGAAAGAGAAGAUUUCAAAGACUUUGGAAAUGUUUACAAAUCAAAAACAUUGAUGAUGAAAAAAAGAAAUGAAAAUGGAGAUAAAAUUGUGUGGAGAUCAAUUAAAUGGUUUAAAUUUGAGAAAAAAGACCCAUAUAAAGUAUAUUAUAAAAACACUUUAGCUGUUGAUGAAAACUUCCAUGUGAUAAAUAUGACAAAACCAGUUUCCCGUCGAGCAACAGAGAAUACAACAACACUUGAGAACUUAAUAAUUCCUCUUUGUAAUGAAAAUCCUCCCAACAUUUCAGUAGAAAAAAAGAAAGACUUACUAUCUUUAUUAAAACAUAUACCUUCAGUUUAUCAUUCAUAUUAUACUACUUAUUCUCCUUCUUGA
Molecule: messenger RNA, 411 nt
Organism: Macrosiphum euphorbiae (potato aphid)
Lineage: Eukaryota; Metazoa; Arthropoda; Insecta; Hemiptera; Aphididae
Source: the annotation of a GenBank genome assembly